AGCUUUACAGCAUUAUAGAUACUGCGUAUAACCCAGAUGUUCUUCAGAGGGGAGAAGAAAACCCAGAAAAGAUGGAGCACUUGAUCCAUUUGACACUUAAAUUCAUUGAGAAACGAUGCAACCUUAUUCUUUCCGAUUUGUACACCAUUGAAUCAUUCAAAUUGAAAGGAAGCCUAGAAACCAUGCAGCAACGUCUAAAAGGAAGGCAGAAUCCAACUCCACAUCUCAGUCAGAACACAAAGGAACUGACACUUGAUCAGCUGCUACACACUAUGGAAGCUGAGGACUGCAGCAAUGCUCCUGUGCUGCUGAAGGAAGAAAGCGCGCCACAGUCUAAAGUGCAUCUGAUAGAGGAAAUUACCAGUACUGAAAUGCCAGAGAAGCUAAGUACUCCUGUCUAUGAAAUGAUCACUGUGAAGGACGCAAGCAAGAGACCACUCAAAAUUGAACUCAGAAUUGAAUUGCCUAAGGUUAGCUAUGUUUCUGAGUGUGAUUUCAGAAUUUCAAAGGAUGACAUAAUCAUUGAAGUCCCUGAAAAAUACAAAUUACAACUAGAUCUGCCAGCACUGGUGGAUGAAGAAACAACUACAGCAGUAUUUAACAGAGGAAAACGGGUGUUGUUUAUCACAGUGCUAGUUGCCAAGCCAGAGCCCUAA
This is a messenger RNA of Mesitornis unicolor (brown roatelo), 656 nucleotides long. RefSeq names its product PIH1 domain containing 2 (gene PIH1D2). Gene Ontology annotation, cellular component: R2TP complex; ribonucleoprotein complex; cytoplasm. The transcript has 3 exons. The annotation marks the transcript as partial. The record is from RefSeq and is a predicted model, not a curated record. NCBI's taxonomy places the organism in Eukaryota, Metazoa, Chordata, Aves, Mesitornithiformes, Mesitornithidae. Gene Ontology annotation, biological process: box C/D snoRNP assembly; rRNA processing.